Molecule: messenger RNA, 1223 nt
Organism: Stereum hirsutum FP-91666 SS1
Lineage: Eukaryota; Fungi; Basidiomycota; Agaricomycetes; Russulales; Stereaceae
Exons: 8
Coding region: 114-1163 (349 amino acids)
Source: RefSeq, a predicted model, not a curated record
CGACGCUCAGGACCAGAGAUUCAAGCCUGGAAGAUGCCAGUGUUGACUUCAUUCAGCAUGUCAUCAUAUCUGGCGCUGUUGAGAGUGGCUUCUGGGGAGUGUACUUCAUUCUGAUGAUAAUGUCCACGUAUGCCCUUAUCCAAGAAGGUCUCUCCGGUUCCCGAGCACGACAGAUGCUGCUUCUCUGCACUAUCGUCAUGUUCUGUGCCGCCACUGUAACAAUGUUCAUUGACGUUGCAACCUCCGUCCUCGAGAUACUCUUCUAUGAUCCAUCUGCAGUCUAUCCCGAGGCUGUACUCAUCCGUUGCGAUAUGGUCACCAACAUCAUGGUCCGCCUCGUCUUUGUGAUGUCGGAUGUGAUCGUCGUCCGGAGAGCAUGGGUUCUCUGGAAGCAGAGCCAACGGGCAAGGAUGUUGCUCGCGGUAUGCUUUGCCGUGGACCUCGUGUCUGCUCUGGUCGAUCUCGCCCUUACGCUCGUUCUUGACGUCCGUAAUGACGGUGAACAGCGUUCAGGGACUCAGUCCCUCCUACUCACAAUCCCGGUACUGGCCACCAACAUUCUUUCUACAGCACUCGUCGGAUGUAAAACUUGGCAAUAUUAUCAAAGUAUCAGACUAGCCAAACUAGAUGUGUCAAGCCAUAGGGUCAGAGUAGGAAGAGUUCUGAAUGUAUUGGUUUGCGCGGGAGUUGUGUAUUGCGUCUUUUGGGCCCUGUUCAUUAUAAGCACAUUUGGAGCUCUGAAAUACCCGGCAACAGACGUGGUCAUCGACAUCAUUCCUCAAAUCUCUGGGAUCUACCCAACGCUCAUCAUCAUCCUUGCCGCACUCGAACGACACCACAGCUCUACACCCUUCGACAAGCCUACCGCUCCCCUAGGUUCUCUCCACUUUGCGCGUGCUCCUCUACCAACCAGGAACCCCAGGCACCCUGUUAGGGAAAGCUCGAUUGACAACUGCACGACGACAGACACGAGAGAACGAGAGGUACAGUCGGUGUCGAGGACACAUACACUGCGUUCAAAUUCCGCCGUAGUACCACCGAGUGACGAGAGUAUGUACGUAGAAGGCGAGAAGUCAGGAGAUGAGUGGGAUAUGAGGCUUAAGGAAGAGAGAAGUCAGGUGGAAGGAGUGCGGCUCUCGAAGCCAUCAAUAGAGGAAGUGUAGGCUUCAAAAUGAUGCAAUACGCCAACGCUCUCGGCGUACUGCUGCACAUAAUCCAUCUAG